CCUGACAACACGUUCUUUCUUCACUCAUUACUGACACUUCAUUUGUGUUGAUGUUAUGCAAUCAUGAUAUCAAAAGCACUAAAGAUGAUAAUAAUGGGACCCCCUGGUUCUGGGAAGGGCACUAUUUCACAUAGGAUUGUAAAAGAUUUUGGCAUGACCCAUAUAUCCAGUGGUGAUUUGCUAAGAAAACAGAUCCAUGAUAAAACAGUUGCUGGUCUUGCUGCUAAAAAAUUCAUUGAUCAAGGUCAGUUGGUGCCAGAUGACGUUAUGGUGGAAUUGAUUGUGAAUGAAUUGCAACCAAUCAAGAGUCCUAACUGGUUGCUUGAUGGAUUUCCACGAACAGUGCCGCAAGCUAUGGCUCUGUUUAAGAAGGAACCUGUUGAUGUUGUUAUCAACCUAAAUGUCCCCUUUGAUGUUAUCAUCCAUAGAAUAGAAGGAAGGUGGACACACAUGGGCAGUGGUAGAAUAUACCACACAGAAUUUAAUCCUCCCAAAGUUAAGGGUUUUGACGAUGAGACUGGAGAGCCACUGAUACAACGAGAUGAUGACAAACCAGAGACUGUGAAGAAUAGGCUGCAGCAGUACCAGAAUCUCACUGAGCCAGUUUUAAAGCACUUUGAUAAGCUGGGACUUCUGAAGGAAUUCACGGGGAAGUAUUCCAAUGAAAUCUGGCCACGAGUGCAUGAAUUUCUAGCAACAAAAACAGUACCCCAUCAAUUCACACAUUAUGAUUAGUACUUAGUAAACAGGUUGCCACAGGUGUGUGUGUGUGUGUGAGUCUGUUGUAAGUGUGUCGAGUGUGCACGUGUUUGUGAAAAUCUAUGUAUUACCAAUUUUGUUGCCAAAUAACCUUUAAUUUAACACACGAGUAAUAAUACUUUCGCAUUUGACACAUUGACUAAUAACACUAAUAAUUAUUUUUUAUUUUGUGGUCUCAAACAGAAUUGAUUUAUUUAAAUGUGUUGGUUUUGGCCUCCACCCCUCCAUUUUAAGCAAAUGUUACCAACUUUAUCACCCUGUAAAGUUAUUAGUUUCAUUGGUAAUUUAGUGGUUUUUUGUAAGUGCCUUAUUUACAAAUAUUAAUUUUAAAUUGACAUUCUACGAUUUGAAUUCCAUAUAUAUUUUAUCUGAUAUGAUAAAUUAUUAGAGAACCUUGGUAUUCUGCACCAAUAGAAUAUUUUUGGAAGUGUUUUAGUUGUAGUAAGCUUUCUAUGUGAUUAACUUAAUGCAUAAUAAUCACUAUGCAUAUAAUUUAAUAUAUAUUGAUUAACUUAAUGCAUAAUAAUCACUAUGCAUAUAAUUUAAAAUAUAUAUAUACAUUCAUAUAAUCAUGUAUUAACAAUGUUAAUUUAAAUUCUUAAAUUUUGUUGUUAAUUUGUUGGUGCUAAAUUACAGUACUGUAAUCAUAAUCAGGUAAUGUUUUUUAUUAUUAUUUUUUACAUUACAUUCCUCUUUCAAUAUUCUUUUUUCCCUGUAUGUUUUUGUUUUUUAUGAUCAAAAUAAACCAGAUAUUGACAAAUGACCAAACUUUAUAUUCAGUCUUUUUUCUCUGGUUUUAUUAAAAAAUGUUUACAUUAUUUAUAAAUAGGCCUACAGAACUGAUCCAAUAAUAAAAUGGCUACAGUGGUAUCACCAUUUUGAAUAGAUUUCAGUUCAUCUUACUUUAAUUCAGGAGAAAUAAUUCUUUGGUGACAGAAUAACCAGAUUCUUGAGGGGGAGGGGUGUGUGUGCGUUUGUGUUUAAAUAACAUAAUAUGCUAAAUAAAAUACUUUUAAAAUUUGCUAUAUAUACUGAUAUGUCGAUGUACAAUAUCUUUUUAUUUUCUGUGGUGUAAGACAAUUUCACUAUUUUAUUAUUGGCAUUUUUAUACCAUUUUUUUAAAUUCUGUAUUAUUAAUUGAAUUGAACGCACAACAUCAUGAGGUGAACUUGACAAACCAAAGUUUUUCUAUAGUUUAUAAUUAUGCUAAUCAUAUUAAUCCCCCGGUUAUUAUAUCAUAAAGGUAUUGACAAAUUUAUUGUAUAUACACUAUUUUAUAGUGAUAGUGUUCCAUUGGAUGAGAGAUUAAAUAAUUGCAUUAAGCUAUAUUUAUACAAGGCUUAAUUGUGUUGUACAUAAUUGUAAUUUUAUCUGGUGUGUGUGUAUAUUUAUACCUGGCUUAAUAAUGUACACAAUUAUAAUUAUAUUGUGUGUGUGUGUGUGUGUGUGUGUGUGUGUGUGUGUGUGUGUGUGUGUGUAGUUGAAGUACAAUAGCAUCUGGCUAUGUUCCUGCCAACCUGUAUACAUGUACAGUUACCUAUAAACAAUAAUUAUUGUUUUUCUCUCUCCUUUACUGUUGGCAGACAUAGUUUAGUUUAGCAUUCCAUUCUACAGAGUGACAAAAUGUAGCUCAACGAUAAAGCACUCCCCUGAGGUGCAGUGGAUCACAAAAUCAAUCAAUCUCAAUGGACGCAGGUUUUUUCACCCCAUCCCAACUGAUGUCCCAUGAAUGACAUGUCGAAGGUCUUGGUAUGUACUGUCCUGUCUUUGGGAAAGUAAUAUAAAGAUAUCUUGCUGCUUUUUUGGUAGUACUGGUAGUCUGUGUGGCAGCAGCUGGUUUUCUCUUCUCCCCCCCCCCCCCCCCACCUCUAUAUUUCUCUCUUCUUCUUUUUUUAUAAACACUACUACAGCACAUUGAUUAAUCAGUUAUUAGAUGUUAAACAUGUAGUCAUCAGAGGAAAUCGCUAUAUUUUUGCAUAUACAUUUUCCAUGGUCAGGGCAGUACAUAAUGUAGCCUUUGAUAUACCAGUCAUGGGGCACUAGUUGGAAUGGUGGAAAAACUCAAUCAGAGAAUGGGUCCGCUAAAGCAAUACCGGCAAGAGCUAGAUCAUGCUCCAUCUCCGUGUUAAGAAUUGAAAUGGGGAGGGAUAUACCUCAUUUGGUAGAGCACUUGCCUGAGGUGCUUGGUUUGAAGAACUAUAUGUUAGACACCAAUUAGCCAUGGUUUAAAAUGUGCUGAGGUGUUUAAACAGAUUUCUUUCCCAUCUGAAAUCUUUAAGUUUUUGUGUUUAUGAACUGGGCCAAUUGGUUAUCUAAUUUUCAGUGUUUGGCAACACAUGGUACAAUUUUAAACACACUUUACCUUUAGUAAAAUCCAAGUUUGCAAAUAGUAGGAUAUUGUUAUCAAUAAAAUAUUAACUGCUUUCUGCAUUAUUCCAUAGUUAUAGUAACUGACCUAUUUUCAAUCUUCAUAGGUUGCAGGUAACAACACUAAUUUAAUUAAAAUCUUUUUAAACUAUAGGAAAUAUUCCUAAAAUGCUACAUUGACUGGUCCAGGUUUGCAAGGGGUCUGUUAAAGGAGUAAUGUAAAUCAGGAAAUAUUAAAGAGUAUAAAAUAGUAAAUCUAGCAUAACACUAAUAUUUCAUGAUACUAAGUGUAAUGGAGAAUGUAUGAGGUGUAGAUUCGUGAAAAAUAAUUCAUAAGUUCUAUAGGGGCGAGAUAAUUAUUUUUCACAAAUCUACACUUCCUAGUGCAUUCUCCAACAUAAUCCAUUAUUCGUUUUAAAAAAUUACGGGACUGCUAAAUAACUUCUAUUUUAUCUUUUUUAAUGAAAAUAUUGGUUAAAAUUGAAAAACAUAUUUACAAAACUAAUAACCCAAAAUGGUAGGAUCCUUUCGUACCUAACCUGAAUGAUUCGGCCAAGAAAACCUCAGCAGUGGAUAGCUGGCAUUUACAUGCUAAAAGUGUAAUCUCAGAUUUCUGAUUUCGUUUCCAACAAUCUUCGCAGUGUUCUGCCAGAAUAUAUUACUAUCACUAGUAUCAGGUUUAUAAGGCUUAAAUUACAUUUUCAUUUGAUGAUGCAGAUGCUUGGCCUUGUGGGCUAAAGCAUUGUACUUGUUUACAAUGAAUAUGUUCUGUCAGUAGUUGUUGAAUCCCUGACCUGAACUCAUAAAAAGUUCAGAUUGCAUUGUUUCACAGGUGUUGAUUCUUAAAAAAUAAUCUAUAUCUAGAAUAGUGUGACAUCACAGGUAUGGAUUAAAUUUACAGAGACCUACAAGUGACUGUUCUGGAAAAACUGUUGUGCAGUUAUUUUGUUGGUGAUAAACUGAACACACAUCAAUGGCUAUCUGAUAUUGAUGAUAACAAUAGUUAAUUAGCAUGCAUAUUACUGCAAUUUUUUUCUCAAUUUAAUUGUCUGUAAGCAGUAUAAUGUCAACAUAGAUAAAAAGUAUUAAGCUUUUUUUUUUUUUUUUAAAUGUCCCGAUAAUGCAGACAUCACAUAUUUGGAUUUUAAGAUUACUAAUAUUUUAUGAUUUACAGUACACAAGUGACUGGGUGAGCUGUAGCAUUAUUUCAGUUGUACUUUUUACUGAUUAUAACAAUUAUACAUUAAAAAAAAGUAUAUUAACUUACUGGGAAUACAAAUAAAUAUCACAUAUCUAUUAUAGUGAUCACAAUGUCAAAGUGUUUUUGCCAGAUUUGGCUUUUGUUUUUACUUUCUAGUGUUGUUAGUACACAAAUGUACAUACAAAAGUAGUGCUAAUAAAAUUUUAACCAUGACAUUUUGCACUGUAUGUGAUUACAGGAAUUCGAUAUUCUGCCAGUAACUGAUUACACACAUUUAUAUUUUGAGAGUAGCAGACUUGGCGGUUAGGCAUAUAAAUAUUUGUAUUUUUGUUCUUAAUACUGCAAUACACGACUUUUGGACUGUCAUUACCCCUAAUAAUAGUUUAUAUUAUACUUUUUAAAUAUUUUAACAAUGUUUAUAAAUUGCUACUGCUUUUGUACAAUCAACUCAAUGGUUGAACAUGCUUAAUACUAAUAAAUGCACAGUACCAGUCAUUAUUUGGGCACAAAACUGUAAUUAAUCCAUGUACAGUACAUAUUGCCAUGUUCUUGAAAAUAUGCCCGACACUUCAUGAAUAAUCUAUUUUAAGUUUGACAUUUCUAUUCCCUCAAACCCAGAUUGCUUUUUAAAAUAUUGUUAUAGAGCAGAGUUUAAAAACACAAAUUUAACACUGGCAACAUUUCCUCACUCUCUCUGCAUGCAUAUGGUAUAAUAUAACACAAUAAAAGUGUGCAAUCUAUUAUGGUACUAUUUCGACUAUACAAAUGUUUUUAAACAGGUGUGUUUGUAGAGCUUUAAUCAAAAAGUAUAUAGACAGCAGAUAGCUUAGUAAAUAGCUUAAUACAUUACUGUUUGUUUGGUUGUAGGUCAUUGGCAAUAAUGUGAUGGGUGGAUAGGCCAAAGCAGAAUAAAACGUGUCCCUUUGGUACAGACAUGAGGUACAUGCUCAGUAUGCUUUGGUUUUGUUACUGGAAGUUAAGAUCGUGACUGCUUGAUGAUUUGCACAGUGAUGCUUUUCAUAAUCUUUGAUACUAAUACUGAGAAUUCAUGAAUCUUCACAGAUGUAUGGCUCAAACUUGUUUGAAAGGACAUCAACAAGGGCAGACCCAGAAAGUAUUUUAGGGAGGGGACCAAGGGUACUUGGACCCCACUCCUGAAAAUAAAGGUUUGGCAUAAUUCUUUUAAAAAAAGAAGAGAUGUAUUUUGGGGGGGGGGGGGGGGGGGUUGCGGAUGGCCAAACCAAUUCCAACCUACCCAUAAAGUAAUUUAUCAAGUGUCUCCCACCCAGCAUUACCUUUGACAUUGGCCGGUUGUGUAUUGAAAAUACUAUUUCCAUUAUGAUUAAUAUUUUAUUUUAACCAGCAUUUAAUUAACAGUGACAGUGAUUAUCAGUAUUUAGGGUCUAUAUUUUAUUCAGGUUAAUUGACUUAUCCUAUGAUCAACAAAACUAUGUUGCUGUUAUUUGAGAAAUCUAUUUUACAAUGUUGAAUAAAUAAUCAGAUGUU
This is a messenger RNA of Gigantopelta aegis, 5833 nucleotides long. RefSeq names its product GTP:AMP phosphotransferase AK3, mitochondrial-like. Gene Ontology annotation, biological process: nucleobase-containing compound metabolic process. Gene Ontology annotation, cellular component: cytoplasm; mitochondrion. NCBI's taxonomy places the organism in Eukaryota, Metazoa, Mollusca, Gastropoda, Neomphalida, Peltospiridae. Gene Ontology annotation, molecular function: ATP binding; AMP kinase activity. Bases 64 to 735 code for a protein of 223 amino acids. The record is from RefSeq and is a predicted model, not a curated record. The transcript is spliced from 5 exons.